AUGGCCGUGAUCCGCACGCGAAGUGGUGCUACCCCGUGGGCGGUUUUCGCGAGCAGCGCUGCCGCCAGUGUCGCCGCCGCCACGCUGCUGGUCGCGUGUCUGCUGAGUGGCGGCAGCUGGGCGAACUUCGCGGAGGCGCAACCAGCGUCGCCGCAACCCGCGUCGCCGAAAAUGGUCGUUCCGACUGUUGCGCCCGCGGCUAAACCAGGGAAGGAUCUUCCACCAUUGGAUCCUGACUGGGAGGCGCAGAUGCAGUCGAUCAUCCAGCAGGUGGCGAAUCAGAAGGAGCUCUCCUCAUUUGCCCAGAUUUUCUCUAACCAAUUCAAAACGGAGCAGCUCUACAUCGAUCGGAAUGCAACCAUCCUCAUCCCCACCAACGCCGGCUACUGGCGAUUCGAAAGCCGGUGGGACACUCUCACCCGCAGACAGAAGCGUCGGUUACUCCGUUACCACAUUCUCAAGGGCCGUUACACUGCGGGGCAGCUCCUGAAUGCUGCUCCGGGCACCCUCUUUCCUACUCUUAACACGAACCUGCCGGUAAACAAGACAUUUAAGGCGACCAUAGUGCCUUUCCAGUCGUAUUUGACGAGGGUCGUGACGACGAUGACCGUGCUGAAUGCCGCGCUGACAGAUAAUUUCGUUGCGCAUGGGGUGACAAUGGUGCUCCUGCCGCCCAACCUCAACUGCACCCGGUCUUCUUGCAGUGACGAAUCCAUGAAGUUAAAUUAG
This is a messenger RNA of Closterium sp. Naga37s-1, 729 nucleotides long. The record is from the annotation of a GenBank genome assembly. Lineage: Eukaryota; Viridiplantae; Streptophyta; Zygnematophyceae; Desmidiales; Closteriaceae.